Molecule: messenger RNA, 2779 nt
Organism: Orbicella faveolata
Lineage: Eukaryota; Metazoa; Cnidaria; Anthozoa; Scleractinia; Merulinidae
Product: creatine kinase M-type-like
Biological process (GO): phosphocreatine biosynthetic process
Cellular component (GO): mitochondrion
Molecular function (GO): creatine kinase activity
Source: RefSeq, a predicted model, not a curated record
UAGUCAUCGUAAACACCGUGAAUACCUCAGUCACAACUUUUUCUGGUUACGACCCUGGCAUCUACUUCACAUAUAUUUGACAUAUCUCAGCGGAAGGAAUGUAAAUAGACAUACUGCUGCCACAGAUACCCAGAGGCUGACCCCAGUGUAUGGCGACUGUAAGCAAUAAAAGCACUGACACAUAUAUGUUAUGAUACACAUAUACCAUACGAUAAUAUAUACAAAUGUAACAUUACCUCUUCAGAGGACCCCUGAAGUAGUUUAUGCAAUAACCUCUGAACUUUUACUUGCAACUCACUGUCACAUGGCAUUCUUGAAAGCCGGGCAUAUGAAUGUCAUUUAAGCGCGCGAUGCUUUGUUCAGUUCACGCGCUGAUUAGUUAAUGCAAAUAGGAUGACAUCAUUGAUUGCAUUGUCCUCACGUGAUAAUUAACAAGCGCGAAUUUAAGUCGAACAUUAACAACGAAAACUGCCCCGAUGAACUCGUGAAAGGCGGAGCGAUGGAUGCGGUACCCAGCAGCCGUUUUCUCAAGCUCGUAGCGUUGGGUUGCGGGGUAUAUGUGGCGAGGGAAUUGUGCGUUAUGUUCCUCGUGAAACCAUGGAACAGGGAAGAAAAUGGUUACGAAAGACCGCCACCUCGAGGAAAUUAUCCUGACCUGCGCCUCCAUAACAAUUUGAUGGCGAAUCACCUCACGCCAGAACUUUACGAGUCGUUGAGGCAUCUGACAACAGCUAGCGGUUUCACCCUUGACCAAGCUAUUCAAGUCGGUGUAGACAACCCUGGGGUGCCUUGGCAACGAACAUCCGGGAUCAUAGCAGGAGACUGUGAGUCAUACGAAGUGUUUGCACCUUUAUUUGACGCCAUUAUUCAGGAAUGUCAUGGACACAAGAAAAAUGAUUUCCACCCAAGAGACAUGGACAGCCGAAAGAUUAUUGAUGGUCAACUGAACAGUGAAUAUGUGUUGUCUGCUCGAUUGCAUACACGGCGCUCCAUCCGGGGCUAUUGUUUACCAGCAGCGUGCUCCCGGGGCGCCAGAAGGAACCUCGAGGGUCUCAUUCGUAUGGUGUUCAUGCGACUGGGAGGUGAGUGGAGUCAAGGUGAGUUUGAAGGCGAAUACAAACCCCUUUCUGAGUUUUCAGAGCCAAACAAUUCAGUUAAUGUUUCAUGUCAACCCACGUCACCGCUAAUCACGUGCUCUGGGCGUGCUCGUGACUGGCCCGAGUCACGUGGUAUAUUUCGCAACAAGGAUAACACCUUCGUUGUGUUCGUCAAUGAAGAUGAUCACGUGCAGUUCAGGUGCUUCGACAAAGGAGGCAAUUUGCAAGGCGUAUUUGAUAAGUUGAUUAGGGGCAUGGCAGCGUUUGAGAGAGAGCUGAAGAAGUCUGGAGAGGAGUUUUUGUGGGACGAUCACCUUGGUUACAUAGUGUCAGACCCAAUCCACCUCGGCAAUGCGCUUGACGUCAGAGUGCGCGUCAAACUGCACCAUCUUUCGACGGACCCAAGGCUCCGAUGGAUACUUACAUCGUAUAAACUCGAGAAGAGAAGAGCUGGGAUCUCUGAAGGGGAACUACUGUCUGGAGUCAUGUACAUCCACAGCACCCAGACACUUGGUGUAAGUGAGGUACAUUCUGUCCAGCGGUUAUGUGAUGGUGUUAAUCGACUCAUAGAGCUAGAGCGCAUGCUUGAACGAGGAGAAGACAUCGAUAACGCUUUGCCUACGCCCCAGAUUCCGCGCGGCCAAUUUGAAUUCAAGUUAUAGGAACUUGUGUUUAAUAUAUCGGAAUGCUAAUUAAGUUUUUUUUUCAUGUCAUUGAGUCGGAGAGGACAAAAAGAGUAUUAAGAAAAUAUUGUCUUUUCGUACCUUACUUUCUUACUAUAUACGGCAAAACUGUGGGAUCGUUCACUCAAAGCCAUUAUUUCACAGAACAUGCGUGUUGUAAAUUUAACUGGUCCAACAAAAUUAGAAGAAGAAGAGAGGAGAAGCAUUAAAGAAGUGUUUAUUAUUUAUCUUCAGUUGUUCUGUUUUGGGGGGAGCGAAAUAUCUUUAAUGUAGUCACGCAUGACUAUGGAUCAAUUAGUAAAAAGGUCAGUAGAAUUUAUUGUUGUUUGGUUCUGGUCUGAAGAAACAAACACGAGCCCGUAGUUUUGGGUCAGUGCCGUUGCUGAGUGACAUAUAACGCAUGCGCAUUUCGUCUGGCGAGUCCCAUGGCUUGUCUUGUCUGUGUCUAGUAAAGUAAGAAAGCUUGUUUGCUUUUACUUCUUCUGGUUGAAUAAAACAUGAGGUCGAGCUGCAAACGGUAUUCAAAGUGUCCUGUAUAAGACCUGGACUUAGAGCCCAUUUAUUGACGAAAGGCACUUCCAUCUCUAAUUUUUACCAGGGCUGGUUAGCUUUGCAUGAUCAUUUAGGUUGCCUUUUUAAUCAGUUUUGUUGUUGCAAAGGUAACUCUAGAGUAGUACUAGCUGCUCUUUCACGUUUGUCACUAAGCAACGUCUGCUUAGCAACUUGGCCUACCAAAACCGUGGGCUUACCCAUGGGUAGGAAAUGAUACUCUGACAUAUUAGUUUCUCAUACUGACUAUGCACAUGAAGUUCUCGUGUUGACACAGGUACGAGGUGAAUUGAAGUCCUUUGGAGAAGUUAAUUAUUCUAGCGUUGAACUGAAAGGUAACCAAAACGCUGGAAAUAAAGUGUACUUGGUAGAGACUUUUUAAAAAGAAAGAAUGAUGAAAGGAAUGUAAUUAUUGCACACUCGCCGCUAAGACCACACGUACUUCGGCAA